Molecule: messenger RNA, 1083 nt
Organism: Adineta ricciae
Lineage: Eukaryota; Metazoa; Rotifera; Eurotatoria; Adinetida; Adinetidae
Source: the annotation of a GenBank genome assembly
AUGUCGCCAGCAAUGACAACAACAGAAGUAACUUAUGAAAAACUUACAAAUAUUGCCGAUAAUGGUGAUUUACAACAUGUUCCAUCGUCAACGAUCAAUUAUAAACUUCGUGCAACGGCUAAUUGGGUUAAGAAACCUUUUAAGCAGCGAAGCUUUUGGGAACGUUUAGCGACAUUAGAUUUAGCUAGUGAUAAAUGCUAUGUUGUUCAACCACAAAAUCCUAAUCCACCACCUAAUCUUAAUGUUUGGCGUGAACGUCUAUGGUUAGUUAUAACAAUCGCACCAGCGUUAUUGAUUCAGGCACUUUGGUAUUACAUUAUACCUGAAACAAGUUAUUUCCAUACAUGGCAUCCAAUUUUUGCGUUUGUUUUCUAUCACUUAGCUUUUGUUGCAUUUACUAUUCGUCUUAUCAAACACCUCACUUAUUACAUGGAUGUUUAUGGCACAUUUGAUGAACAUAAUCGACCUCGUGAUUAUGUUCCUGACAAAUAUGUACCUCGAUUGAUUAUAAGCGUUCUAAUUUAUACAUUAGCACGUACUGGAGGUGGACUUAUUCUCGGUGGAUACAAUCGUCAUGCACCUCCAUCACUUGGACAUACGAUUUCUUGGCUUUUCCCAGUUAAAAUCGGUCUUUGGUUGAUUUCCCUCGAUUUCUUCUUCUAUUCAUAUCAUCGUGCAGUUCACACAUUUCCCUUUCUUUGGAAAUAUCAUAGUAAACAUCAUUCAACUAAACAUCCAACACCACUUCAAUCGAUUCUUGCUGAUGAUAUUCAAGAAAUAAUAGAGAUCUUUCUCAUUCCUUUACUUGCAUCAUUAGCGAUGCCUUUAUCAGCGCAUGAAUUUUGGAUUGCACAAUGUAUUCUCAUGUAUAUUGAAGGAAUGGGUCACAGUGGUGUACGAGCUUUUUGGACACAUCCAUUGAUUGGCGAAGUUUUGCGACCGUUUGGAAUGGAUUUAACAAUUGAAGAUCAUGAUUUACAUCAUCGCUAUGGUAAAAGUGGCCAGAAUUAUGGUAAACAAACACGAAUCUUUGAUCGAAUUUUCAACACUAUCAGUGAACGUGUUGAAGGCAUGGAAAAAUAA